UUUCUUGUUGAAAUGCAACAAGUCUCACUGAAGUUAUUUUAGGGGGCUGUUGGGAGCAGCUGCUGCGCCGCUCGUAUCUGCUGUGUCAUUGAACACUCUUUAGCACUCUCGGUGUCUGCUCUGAAACAGCUCAUAAGAACAAUGGAGAACAAUAUGGAGUCUUCAGAGCCUACACCUGUGAUGCCAGCUACUCCUGAAGCUAAUGGUCCUGAGAAUGCUUCUCCUCCUGUGAAGGAUACCCAAGACGAUGAGAAAAAAUCAACAACCCAGGAUUCCACGUCCCAAAUUGAGUCAAACGCCGGUGACAUAUCCGAAGAGCUUGAUCAAAAGUUGGAGGAUAUUAUUAGUACGUAUGGGCCGGCUCUGACCUUAAAAGAGGAGGAGGAGGACAAGGCUUGCAAAGAGACAGAGGAUUCAGAUAAAGGGGAGACCGAAGAAGCCAAUGGAGAGCUUCCUCCUACAGUCCCAGAUGAGAGUGCCGGCAAAGACCAAAAGUCGGAGAAAAAGGUUAUGAAAGGCCUAGGGAAAGAAGCUACACUCCUUAUGCAGAGCUUAAAUAAAUUGAAUACUCCGGAGGAAAAACUGGAAGCUCUUUUCAAGAAAUAUGCAGAGCUGCUUGAAGAGCGCCGGCUUGAGCAGAAACAGCUGACAACCCUUCAAAAGAAGCAGGCCCGGCUAACGAAGGAGAAGGAUCACCUCCAGAAUGAACACAGCAGAGCCAUCCUUGCCCGUAGUAAGCUGGAGAGUCUGUGCAGAGAGCUGCAAAGACACAACAAGACACUCAAGGAGGAAACACUUCAAAGAGUGAGAGAAGAUGAGGAGAAACGGAAGGAGAUAACCAACCACUUCCAGAGCAACCUAAAUGACAUUCAGAGUCAGAUUGAGCAGCACAGCGAGAGGAACACCAAGCUGCGGCAGGAAAACACGGAGCUGGCGGAGAAGCUCAAAACUAUCAUUGACCAGUACGAGUUGAGGGAAGAGCAUCUCGACAAAAUAUUCAAGCACCGUGAUCUGCAGCAGAAACUGGUGGACACCAAGCUGGAGCAGGCGCAGGUGUUGCUCAAGGAGGCAGAGGACCGACACAACAGAGAAAAGGAAUAUUUACUGACCCAGGCAGCUGAAUGGAAGCUACAGGCUAACCUUCUGAGAGAGCAGGAGACAGUGAUGAAGGCCCAGCUUGCCCUCUACUCGGAGAAGUUUGAAGAGUUCCAGAAUACUUUGGCCAAGAGCAACGAAGUGUUUGCAACCUUCAAACAGGAGAUGGAUAAAAUGACAAAGAAAAUGGGGAAGUUAGAAAAAGAAACCACGCUGUGGAGAACUCGCUUUGAGAGCUGUAACAAAGCACUCCUGGAUAUGAUUGAAGAGAAACUCGUCAAGGACAAGGAGUACGAGUGCUUUGUGUUAAAGAUCCAGCGACUGGAGAAGCUCUGCCGAGCUCUGCAAGAAGAAAGAUCAGUGCUCUACAAGAAAAUUGCAGAAGCACGUGGCCCAAAAGUAAAGAGUAAGGAAGUGGAGCCUGAGGAACCCAUAGAAGAACACCCGGAGCCUCCAAAGACCAACCUGGAAGACCUCGUCGCUGCCUUCAGGAUAUCACACUGCAUUGAUCUUCCUGCGGAGUGCCCUACUGGUGCCCAGGAACCUGCUGAGGCCUGCCAGGCUGCUCUCCAUGAAAUUCCUCAAGAGGAAGGGGCUUCCAGACAGGAGAUACCUAACGUUGAUAACAGUAAGAGAGCAGGAGGAAUCCUUAGCUCUGGUGCUGAAAAAAAUGUUUCCGACACCAAAGAGAGUGAGAGUUCAGAAGUGCUGCCCGGUGAUAAAAAUCCCGAAGCUGCUGCCACCAAAGAGAAUGAGGCAGCAGCUCCAUCACCUGCUUCCACCAGUGAGAGCAAAGCAGUUGUAAGCGAUGGCGAGAUGGCAACAGGCAAUCAGAAUAAGGAACAAGCUGACUCUCUAAAGCCCACCGAUCCUUUAGAAGAGAGUCACAAUAAGCCCGAUGCCGACUUAGAGGGGGUUGAUUAAAGCGCAAAGCAUCAUGCGGUGAAGUUUCUUUAUUCUUUUUUUUUUUAAGUGACUUCCCAGAAAUUUGUAGAAAUUAUUCUUUUUUUUUAUCUACCCCCCUUUUCUAAAGACUUGUUUGAAAUUUAAGGUCAUGUCAUUAUACCUGCCAGUUCACGUCAGGCUUUACAGGAAUGGAAGCUGCCUCAUCACGCAGAAUAUUUCAGAAAGUCUUGAGAUUAAAGCGGGCGCGCAUUCGCGUUAAAGUCAUCAAAGGCAGUAACUUAAAAAGCAAUAAAUUAAAUUAAAAAAUAAAAAUUGGCAGUGCAGGCGAUCUCGACGCUUUGCAAGAAACGACCUCAAGAAAGCAAAAGUGGCAGAAGUGCUUGUUAUCUGUCAACAUUCACAUCUUGUGGAGUUUUAAAAGGGAGAUAGGAGGCAUAAAUUAUAAACAACAGUUGUGACCACUAGGGGGGCGCUGCAGCACCCCAAACCCCAGACGCAAGUCCCGGUAUAAUAAAAAAGGUUUAUUUUCACAAAUACUUUUCUAAAAGGCUUCAACAGUGGCAUAAUCACAACACAAUGUUUCAUCUCUCUCCUUCUUCUCCUCCACACCUCCCAGGCAAGCUUUGGCCAUCUUCUACACCCGCCUAGAUGGGAGAAUUUCCGGUGCUAGGCCAUAGUCUGUUAGAAGCACUUCCUGGUGAAACAAAAACCCUACAAAGUAAGGAUUACUAAUCUCAGAAGCUCUCAUGAACUAAAAUGUUUUAUUAAUAUCAUGGGACUACAGAUCCCAGCAUGCCCUGCGGGUGUUCAUGUGGGUCAGCUCCAUGGUCCCUGGUUCCUUUCAGGAGCCUCUUGAACCCAGAACAGUGAAUAAUGUACGUGAGGAUGAGCCAGACAAAUGUGGGCACACACUGUCAGCAAAGGGUGGGUGCAAAGUGACUCAGUGCUUUUAUUAAAACCAAACAAAAGUGUCCCAAAUGCAGGGCAAAAGAGAGAGUGACAGUCCGUGAGUCACAAUCCCAUAAAUAAUCCCAAGAUAAAACCGUAAUAAAAGGAACACAGAUGUCGAGUCCUUGCUCUUCUUUUUCCCUUCUUUCUGAACACAACGCAUCGUCUUCUCUCCUGUCUCCCCAGCCAGCUGCAGUCCUCCUUUUCAUCCUUCAACUUGUCUGCCUUUGUCGGCGUCUGCCAGACCCCUCAUAGCCUGGAUAUCCACCUGUCUUCCUUCACGCUCUUCUGGCAUCCUCCAGAUCACUAAGGAGGACUCCACCACCAUCGUACCCGCUCCUCCAUUAAAUCAGCGGGUGACGAUCCCCCUCUGUGAGCGCCGAUUGCUACCUUCCACUCUACCUCCUGUCUUUCUCUAGCUGGCUCAGGCACCUGAUCCAUCGCUCACUCACGGUUCUCUCGUUUCAUUGUCGGCCCUCUCUCGCAUCUCGAUUCUCCUUUAAAAAUCUGCAGAACGCAGGUGCGGCAAUCAUGGCUCCAGCCUUAAUGAGGGAAUGUGUCGAUCCCCACACGUGCACUCAUGGAUACGGGAUCGCCAACUCCACAUCUACCGCCAGAGCCACUCCACCACCCCACCUGACGCCGUGAGCAUAUUA
Molecule: messenger RNA, 3605 nt
Organism: Polypterus senegalus (gray bichir)
Lineage: Eukaryota; Metazoa; Chordata; Cladistia; Polypteriformes; Polypteridae
Gene: txlnba
Product: taxilin beta a
Exons: 10
Coding region: 142-2019 (625 amino acids)
Molecular function (GO): syntaxin binding
Source: RefSeq, a predicted model, not a curated record